Messenger RNA from Camellia sinensis, 2277 nucleotides. Its product is annotated as MATE efflux family protein. Gene Ontology annotation, cellular component: membrane. The record is from RefSeq and is a predicted model, not a curated record. Gene Ontology annotation, molecular function: antiporter activity; xenobiotic transmembrane transporter activity. Gene Ontology annotation, biological process: transmembrane transport. NCBI's taxonomy places the organism in Eukaryota, Viridiplantae, Streptophyta, Magnoliopsida, Ericales, Theaceae.
UACGACGACCCAAUACAUGGUUCCCGGGGUUUCUCUCUUUCUCUCUCUCUCUUUUUCUGUAGGAAUUGACGAUGGCGAGUGUCCUCUCUCAUCGCCUAUUCUGCAUUCAGUCUCUGCGUCAUCAAUUCCAGUGUCUCUGCUACUCAUCCAACCAACCUACCAAAUCUUCACUUCUCUUUCAAAACUCUAAUUGCUCUGUUCGUCUUCGAACAGUGCCCAAAUCAUCACCUCGUGACAGCCCUACCACUCCUCAAAAACCCAUAACCCCAAUUGAGAUUCCGGACCCAAACCCGUCUUCGGAUUCAUCGUCGCUGAAUUUAGCUUCUCCUCUUCUUCGUCGCUUAAGAGAUGGGUUUAAGGUGGAUGCGCUUGGAUUGGAAAUUUUGUCUAUUGCAUUGCCAGCUGCAUUGGCUCUUGCUGCUGACCCAAUUGCUUCGCUGGUCGAUACCGCAUUUGUUGGACAUUUGGGAUCGGUUGAAUUGGCAGCCAUAGGUGUAUCAGUUUCAGUAGUCAAUCUGGUGUCAAAAUUGUUUAACGUUCCUUUGCUCAACGUCACAACAUCAUUUGUCGCUGAAGAGCAGGCAUUGGUUGCCAAGAGUGAUGAUGAAUCUAACCAAAUUUACCAAGAUUUUGUGGCUGACCACCAGAGCAAGAUAUUCCUUCCUUCAGUAUCAACUUCUUUAGCACUAGCUGCUGGCAUUGGCAUUGCAGAAGCUGUGGCACUUUCUGUUGGCUCAGGUUUCUUAAUGAAUACCAUGGGUAUACCUGUUGAUUCGCCAAUGCGUAUACCAGCUGAGCAAUUCCUUACCCUGAGGGCCUUUGGUGCUCCACCAAUUGUAAUUGCACUUGCUGCACAAGGCACUUUUCGAGGAUUUAAAGAUACGAAGACGCCUUUGUAUGCCGUUGUUGCUGGCAACUUAUUGAAUGCAAUUUUAGAUCCAAUUUUGAUCUUUCUCUUCGGUUUUGGCAUUAGUGGUGCUGCAAUUGCUACUAUGAUUUCUGAAUAUUUGAUUGCUUUUAUCCUUCUGUGGAAAUUGAAUGAGAAAGUAUUACUUGUUUCUCCAAACAUUGAUGGGGGAAGAGUUGCUCGGUAUCUAAAAUCUGGUGGGCUUCUAAUUGGCAGAACUUUAGCGGUGCUUGUGAUCAUGACACUAGCUACAUCACUGGCAGCGACAGAGGGCCCCAUACCUAUGGCUGGUCAUCAGAUCUGUUUACAAGUUUGGUUGGCUGUAUCUUUACUUACUGAUGCUAUAGCGCUGGCUGGCCAGGCUCUUCUUGCCGGUCGUUACUCCCGAGGAGAUUAUGGUCAAGCACGCCAAUUGGUUUACAAAGUUUUACUGGUUGGUUUAAUAGCAGGAGUUGCCUUGGCUGUUACCUUGUUCCUUGGGUUCGUGUCACUCUCUUACUUAUUUAGCACCGAUUUAGAAGUUCUGCAAAUUGCACGGUCUGGUAUCUUGUUUGUUGCUGGAUCUCAGCCAAUUAAUGCUCUUGCUUUUGUUCUUGAUGGGCUCUACUACGGAGUUUCAGACUUUGAAUAUGCAGCAUACUCAAUGGUGCUGGUUGGAAUUGUCUCCUCGGUGUUCAUACUUGUUGCUGCCCCGGUAUUUGGUCUUGCUGGAAUCUGGGCAGGGUUGUUUCUGUUUAUGACUUUGCGUGUUGCAGCAGGAAUCUGGAGAUUAGGAACGAAAAGCGGACCUUGGAAAUUGGUUUGGUCUGAGAUAGAGCAGGAAAAUGCCUGAGCUCGUGCAUAAGUUCCAAGUUCCAUAUUUUCCCCCCGUGCAUAAUGAUGAAUUCAAUCAAUUCGCGGGCCAUGCCACAACAAACAGUCCAUAUACUAUUCAGAUCACACCACUGACAUACAUCAACACCAGAGACAGAAGUUUAUUUUGGGAUGCAAUUUCUCUGGCCAAAUUCUUUCUUGGAGCCAGUAAAUUUUACUGGUGAGAAUGGCUUUCAGUUGGCAGCAAAUUAGUUAUUACUAGUGUGGAAAACAUACAGACAAUGAAAUAUUCCAUGAAGACAACAGGGGAUGUAACGGUUACAGAGGCAAGAUGUUUCGCUUUCCAGACUUCUCAUUCAGUAGAACUGCCACAGGGUUGUAGACUUGCUGGAGCUCUAUUUAGAUACAAGUGGAGGAUACAAUUUGGAUUGCAUUAUGAAUGAAUGGUGUGGAUUCUGGAGUUGUAACUGCAUGCCUAAUGUAAACAUAUUUGUUGAUAUGAUUCAUAGUCUUGUUUAUACAAUCAGAUUAAAGCAUAAUUUGAUUGGAAUUCAAAA